This is a messenger RNA of Phalacrocorax carbo (great cormorant), 3642 nucleotides long. The record is from RefSeq and is a predicted model, not a curated record. NCBI's taxonomy places the organism in Eukaryota, Metazoa, Chordata, Aves, Suliformes, Phalacrocoracidae.
CCUCUCCCCGCUCCCCGCGGCGGACGGGGCGGCGCCUCCCCGGCCCUGCCCGGCCCGGCGGAGGCGGUGGGCGGCUCCUGCGGCCGCGGCAUAAACCGGCGGCCCCUCCCGGCUGGACGGUGGGCAGGAGAUCGGUGUUCCCGCGGGAGCCGGGCGGAGGCUGCAGCCGCGGCUCCGGCUUUCCAGCCGAGGGGCUGCUCCCGGUGGCAGCGGCGGGGCGGGGAGCUGCGGGGCACGGGCGCGCCGCCUCCUCCUCCUCCUCCCGGCUGCCGCGGCCUCGCUCGCACGGCAGCAGCGGCGGCGGCGGGCUCCGGCGGGCUCCCCCCGGCUCCCCCCAUUGUCUGCCCGCGGGCGGAGGGCUGCGCUGCCCGCCCGCCCCCCGCCCUCGCCUUUGUGUGCUCCGGCCGGCGGCGGGGCGGCGCGGCGCCCGCCGUGAUGCGCGCUGCGGGGCGGCGGGGGGUCCGCUCCUCCCGGUGAGAGGCGGGGAGGGACCCAGCCCCUGCCCCGGAGGUUUCUUUUAUUUUUUCCCACCCGCAGCAACCGGAGGAGGGGGACUAUGGACUGAGCGCAUCGGUGUACCAUGGAGUCGGGCAUCCGCUUGAGCACGCUCUGCCUUCUCCUCUGCCUGGGGCCAGUUGUAGGAUUUGGCGUGGACCCCUCGCUGCAGAUCGACGUGCUGUCCGAGCUACAGCUGGGAGGCUCCGCGGAGGGCGUGCGCCAGGUGCCGGGGCUGCACAACGGGAGCAAAGCCUUCCUCUUCCCAGAUACUUCAAGAAGUAUAAAGGCAUCUCCAGAAACAGCUGAAUUAUUUUUUCAGAAAUUAAGAAAUAAAUAUGAAUUCACAAUCCUGGUGACCUUAAAACAAGCCCAUUUGAAUUCAGGGGUUAUUCUCUCAAUUCAUCAUUUAGACCACAGGUACCUGGAGCUGGAAAGCAGCGGUCAUCGAAAUGAAAUCAGGUUGCAUUAUCGUUCAGGCAGUCAUCGCUCCCACACAGAAGUAUUCCCAUACAUUUUGGCAGAUGAUAAAUGGCACAGGCUUUCCUUAGCAAUCAGUGCCUCUCACUUGGUUUUACAUGUGGACUGCAAUAAAAUUUAUGAAAGAGUUGUGGAGAAGCCCUUCAUGGACUUACCUCUGGGUACAACCUUUUGGCUGGGACAGAGGAAUAAUGCACAUGGUUAUUUUAAGGGCAUAAUGCAAGAUGUGCAAUUACUUGUCAUGCCUCAAGGAUUUAUUUCUCAAUGCCCAGAUCUUAAUCGCACAUGCCCAACUUGUAAUGACUUCCAUGGGCUUGUGCAGAAAAUUAUGGAACUGCAAGACAUUUUAGCCAAAACAUCAGCUAAGUUGUCCCAAGCUGAGCAGAGGAUGAACAAGCUGGAUCAGUGCUACUGUGAAAGGACCUGCACAAUGAAAGGCAUGACUUACAGAGAGUUUGAAUCCUGGACAGAUGGCUGUAAGAACUGCACUUGCAUGAAUGGUACUGUGCAGUGCGAGGCUUUGAUUUGCCCCCUCUCUGACUGCCCGCUUAACUCUGCCCUGGCGUAUGUGGAUGGCAAGUGCUGCAAAGAAUGUCAAUCGGUGUGCGUAUUUGAAGGCAGAACCUACUUUGAAGGACAAAGGGAAACUGUGUAUUCAAGCUCAGGGGACUGUGUUCUGUUUGAGUGCAAGGAUCACAAAAUGCAGCGUGCUCCAAAAGACAGUUGUACACCUUUGAACUGCCCAGAAUCUCAGCAGAUCCCCUUAUCUCACAGUUGCUGCAAAAUCUGUAAAGGCCAUGACUUUUGCACUGAAGGACAUAACUGUAUGGAGCAUUCUGUCUGCCGAAACCUAGACGACAGAGCUGUCUGCAGCUGCCGAGACGGCUUCCGAGCCCUUCGGGAGGACAAUGCCUACUGUGAAGAUAUCGAUGAGUGUGCUGAAGGACGUCACUACUGUCGUGAGAAUACCAUGUGCGUAAAUACACCAGGAUCCUUUAUGUGCAUCUGCAAAACAGGAUAUAUACGCAUUGAUGAUUAUUCAUGUACAGAGCAUGACGAAUGUAUAACAAACCAGCACAACUGUGAUGAAAAUGCACUCUGUUUCAACACUGUGGGAGGGCACAACUGUGUCUGCAAGCCAGGUUACACAGGAAAUGGUACCAUCUGCAAAGCCUUUUGCAAAGACGGGUGUAGGAACGGAGGAGCCUGUAUUGCUUCCAAUGUGUGUGCCUGCCCACAAGGCUUCACUGGGCCCAGCUGUGAAACUGACAUUGAUGAAUGUGGAACUGGAAGGCAUAGCUGUGCCAAUGACACUGUUUGCUUUAACUUGGAUGGUGGGUACGACUGUCGAUGUCCCCAUGGCAAGAACUGCACGGGAGACUGUAUCCAUGAAGGCAAAAUCAAGCACAAUGGUCAGAUCUGGGUGCUGGAAAAUGACAGAUGCUCUGUCUGCUCGUGCCAGAGUGGAUAUGUGAUGUGCCGGCGAAUGGUCUGCGACUGUGAAAAUCCCACCGUUGACCUAUUUUGCUGUCCUGAAUGUGACCCAAGGCUCAGCAGCCAAUGUUUACAUCAGAGCGGGGAGCUUUCCUAUAACAGCGGUGACUCCUGGAUACAGAACUGUCAGCAGUGUCGCUGUUUGCAAGGCGAAGUUGACUGCUGGCCCUUGCCAUGCCCAGAGGUGGAUUGUGAAUUCAGCGUCCUCCCUGAGAAUGAGUGCUGCCCGCGCUGUGUCACUGACCCCUGCCAAGCGGACACCAUUCGCAAUGACAUCACUAAAACCUGCCUGGAUGAAACCAAUGUCAUUCGCUUCACUGGAUCUUCUUGGAUUAAGCACGGCACAGAGUGCACCCUCUGCCAGUGCAAGAAUGGCCACGUCUGUUGCUCAGUGGACCCACAGUGCCUUCAGGAACUGUGACACCAACAACCGUCUCUCACAAGCAGUUUCUGGUUAAAGAAUUGUCCUUCACAAAAAAGACCUUUAGACCAAAAAUUGUACAAAAUUAAAACUAAAAUUAGAUUGGUUUUGUCCGUCUAAAGUGGAGAUAUGUGAUGAACUCAGUUACCUGAAUCAGAGUGACAUUUACGAGACUCAAGCUCAGAUGUGUAAGCCUUUAUAUGAGGUUAGGCUCCAAUCUUUGGCUAUUUGUCUGACAUCAUUAUGCAGAAUAUUUAGGUUAGUGUAAAGUGACAUAUUGUAAUGCUGUACAUAACGAUGUCAAGAUCCAAAAUCAACUAGGAACUCUUACAGGGUCUUCCGAAGCUUCGAGAGUCCAACACUUGACCAGAUGCAGAGAUUUUUACCUAAUCAUAUUUGGAUCUGCACAAAUAGGUUUGCUCACUGCAGAAUUUAGCAGAUGUUUUAAGUAAAAGGAUGAAGCCUUCAGGAAUAAAGAACUUAGCAGCUAAGAUGUGAUAUGUACAGUAUGUGCGCUGAGAAAAAAGGAUAGAAGUUAUUGUAAAAACAAAGCAAAACAAAAAAAAAAAACACAAAAAAAAAAAACCCAAAAAGAAAAACCGUGAUGCACAGGCAUGGCUUCUUAAUGUUUUCUGAUGGAAAAAGUCAUCAAUAUUUCCUUGUUUUACUGCACUUACUAUUAUUUCUUGAUUGAAUUUGUUCAGUAUAAGCUUGUUAUUGUGCAAAUUUAAAUAAAUAUUUCUCUUACCUUA